ACAAAAAAAAAAACAACAAUCGAUCCAUUGAAGAAUAACCAUCUAGUGGUGGGACCGGACCGGACCGUGGUUGGUCACCGUCAACGACGUCAUACCGCAGCCUCGUUCGUAUCUUCUUCUUCUUGUUCUCCUCCAAUCGCAAUCAUAUACUUUGAAUUCAAUUUUAUUCGUAAAGAAUUGUAUUUGUGGAUGAUUUUUCCCAAUUGUCUUGUUGCUAUUUUAUUAUUAUUUUCUUGACCAGUUGUUACCUUGUUCGAUUCGAUUCAUUUAAUUCCAUAUUCGUACGCCUUUUAAGUUUUUAGCAUUGAGAUUUCCGUACAUUCGCAAGAACCCUAGAUCGGUUGUUGUUUGAUCGAUGGUGAAGGAGACGGAGUAUUACGAUAUUCUUGGGGUUAAACCUACCGCAACGGAAUCUGAGAUUAAGAAAGCUUAUUAUAUCAAGGCGCGCCAGGUCCAUCCAGACAAAAAUCCAAAUGAUCCUCUUGCAGCACAAAAUUUUCAGGUUUUAGGAGAAGCUUACCAAGUAUUGAGUAAUCCUGAUCAAAGACAGGUUUACGAUGUUCACGGGAAAUCAGGAAUCUCAACCGAGGCAAUCAUUGACCCAGCCGCUAUCUUUGCAAUGCUUUUCGGGAGUGAACUAUUUGAAGACUACAUUGGCCAGCUUGCGAUGGCAUCCAUGGCUUCUUUGGAUAUUUUCACCGAAGGGGAGCAGAUUGAUACUAAAAAGUUGCAAGAAAAGAUGAGGAUUGUGCAAACGGAAAGAGAAGAAAAGUUAAUUACAUUACUUAAAGAUCGUCUCCAUGAAUAUGUGCAAGGAAAUAAAGAUGAUUUUAUCCGUCAUGCUGAAGCUGAAGUAUCAAGGCUCUCCAAUGCAGCUUAUGGUGUGGACAUGCUCAACACAAUUGGAUAUAUUUAUACUCACCAAGCUGCCAAAGAGCUUGGUAAAAAGGCUAUUUAUCUCGGUUUACCGUUUAUCGCUGAGUGGUUUAGGAACAAAGGCCACUUUAUAAAAUCACAAGUUACAGCCGCGACAGGCGCAAUCGCUUUAGUUCAGCUUCAAGAAGACAUGAAACGACAGUUGAGUCAAGAAGGGAAGUACACAGAAGAGCAACUCGAAGAAUACAUGGAGUCACACAAGAAGAUAAUGAUUGAUUCUCUUUGGAAGCUUAAUGUGGCAGAUAUUGAAGCCACGGUUUCUCGUGUCUGUCAGAUGGUUCUUCAAGAUCAUACCGUGAAAAAAGAGGAGCUUCGUGCGAGAGCUAAGGGAUUGAGGAUCCUUGGUCGGAUCUUUCAGAAGGCAAAACCAGCCGUUAAUGGGCAUGAAAGUGAACCAAUGUUACACUCUGGUAUGCAUAAUCUGAAUGUUGAGGAUACAGAUGAUGCUUCAAAAGCUGCAGAAUCUGGUCAAAGUUCUCAACCCACCAUGGUACCACAGAGUCCAUAUGUGGAAGCUCCCCAAUUUCCUGGUGUAGAAAAUUAUGAUUUUCCUAUGCCAACAGUACCCCCUGGGGCCCAGAGAUCUUAGUGAAGUUGCAUGGUUGAAUUGGGAUGGUAUGUCAUGUGUUUUGUAUGUAUAAUUUUGGUAAUGAAGUUGAAUUUGCAUGUAUUUAACUGAACACAUAACUUUCAUAUGAUUUUUAAUUUGUUUAUUAUAAGAACAGAAUGUAUUUUCUUUUCC
This is a messenger RNA of Helianthus annuus (common sunflower), 1678 nucleotides long. RefSeq names its product chaperone protein dnaJ 10. NCBI's taxonomy places the organism in Eukaryota, Viridiplantae, Streptophyta, Magnoliopsida, Asterales, Asteraceae. The record is from RefSeq and is a predicted model, not a curated record. The coding region runs from base 356 to 1525 and encodes 389 amino acids. The transcript is spliced from 10 exons.